Molecule: messenger RNA, 6303 nt
Organism: Clonostachys rhizophaga
Lineage: Eukaryota; Fungi; Ascomycota; Sordariomycetes; Hypocreales; Bionectriaceae
Source: the annotation of a GenBank genome assembly
AUGUCCACAGACGAGCGGUCAUGGGAUGAUGAUCUCGUCGUCGUCGACCAGACCGACUUGGACGACUUCAAUGAACUCGGCAUUUUGCCCGUCUCGCCAGAAACAGAGGCCGAGAUCCGCAGCUGGCUCAAACCGACCAAGUAUAACGCCGAGAAUGGCGAAUUCAGAAAACACCAGCGGGCACAUCUCGCGGGCACAGGCGACUGGAUUCGCCAGACCGCCUCGUACACAGAGUGGCACGAUAGCGAUGACCAGGGAAUGCUUUGGAUAAAGGGAAUCCCUGGCUCAGGCAAAUCCGUGGUUGCCGCCAGUCUCAUUGAGCGCUUGUCUCAGGAAGAGCAAGUUCCGACCUUGUUCUUCUUUUUCCGCCAGAUCAUCGAUGCCAACCACGCCCCAGCUGCCCUACUGCGAGAUUGGCUGGACCAGGUCUUGACUUACUCUCCUCCCCUCCAGAAUCGAUUGAAGAAGGAGUAUAUCGAUAAGAAUCGGGGGAUUGAUGAUGUGUCUAUGAACGAUAUGUGGGGCGAGUUGAAGCUGGCCUUGGGCGCCUUACCCAAGGUCUUCUGCGUGGUUGACGCCCUGGACGAGAUGGACAAGGGGAACGAUGAGUUUCUCAAGGCUCUCGCAAUUUUGGGUAGAUGGCGCCCCUCCCAUGUCAAAGUCAUCGUUACGAGUCGACCUGUGCCUGCAGUGGAGAGACCGCUCCAGCAGAUUCCAAUGCUUCAGAUUCGCCUGGAUGAAAGCCACGUGGAUGUAGACAUCGCAACGUACGUGGCUUAUUGUCUCGAAAACUCGUCUAUUCCGGAAAAUCACCACGGCGCGAUCAGGAAGGCAGUUCCCGGGAGGGCAAACGGAUUAUUUCUUUACGCCAAGCUAGCGAUGGAUGCCUUUCGAGAAAAGGGAGCAGAUGUGGCGCAGGUCCUGGAAAGGCUUCCUCUUGAUCUCAAUAUCAUGUAUACCAACCUAUUGCGCGAACAUGGCAAGAACUCUGAAGUCCCCAGCCAGCUACAACUUCUGAUUCUGUGCUGCGUCACACAUGCGUCUCGCCCCCUCCGGCUCCUUGAGAUGGCAGAAAUGAUCAACGUGACGCAGCAAUCGGAGUUCACCGGCGAUUUUAAGGGCCUCAAGAGCCUUGUUCGAGCGGCAUGUGGUCCACUUUUGGAGAUAUUGCCCGACGAGACCGUGUGUGUUAUCCAUCACUCGUUGACCGAGUUUCUGAACGGUUCGACGCGCCAGCCUGGGACGCUGCCAGCAGAGCAAGUUGGAGAAGAACACUUUCCUGUUCUCAGCGCAGGGCCAACUCAUACUCAGCUUGCGCGGGUGUGUAUCGACUAUUUACUGCAUUCAAACUGUCUGGAAGCUGUCGACUUGGAUCCAGCGAAAGACGAGCCGCCAGCAGCCAAUCAUGAAAUUCGCUCAGACUUUCCAUUCUUGGCUUACUGUUUGGAUAAUUGGCAUGUGCAUUGGAGUAAAGCCGAAAAAGACCUCGUGAUCCCGGAAGAUCUCCUUUCUGCAGUCGACCAUCUUCUUUCAGACAGAAAUGGCUCUGCAUUGCGCACGUUGACGGACCCAAAAACGAAGGGCCAAUCAUCGCUGCACCUUGCAGCUCGUUUUGGGCUCGGGCAGUAUGUCUCAAGACUGUUAGAGAAUAAUAGCAUUGGAGUAGACUCUGUAGAUGAGAGAGGGGAUACAGCCAUGCUCUAUGCCUCCAAGGCUGGACAUGCAAGUGUUGUCAAGUUGCUGCUGGCCCAUGGCGCUGAGGCUGAUAAGCCCUCUGAAUAUGAUGGCAUCAAGCCGCUUCACGGCGCAGCGAAAAAUAACCACGGGGAAGUUGUGAGCAUACUUCUCGCUGCUGGCGUGAGCCCCCUGACAAAGAAAACCAAUCAAGAUCCAUGUUUUGAACCAGGAGAUGCUGGCACUGCGGGCAUGACGCCACUUGAGUACGCUGCCAAAGGAGGGCAGCAAGAUGCUAUCAAGGCCUUUUUACCUUAUAUCAAGGAUACCGAAACGGUUAGCAGAGCACUUGCAUGGGCAGCUCAUGGGGGCCACCCUGCUUGUGUCGGGAUGACAUUGUCCCAUGAGCUAGUCGAUGUGAAUGCCCGUGUUCGUGGCGAUACUCCUCUCUUCAUAGCCGGUGAGAGAGGGGAUGUUCACAGCAUGAUCCUGCUGCUUCAGGCUGGUGCCGAUCCAUCAAUUCGGUCUCGGGGAAGGUACAGCAGCAUGUAUUAUGACGAAAGCGAAGAAAAUGAGGAAGUGGAUCCUGUGACGGGCCUCACUCCAUUGCAUGCUCUGUGCGGUGUAAUGGACGAGAUUAGACGUAACGGAUGGAAACCCAUCCCCAUCUUUCAACCAGAUCAAGUUCGGCAACUGGUGACAUUGAUGGUUGAAUCUGGGGCAGACUUGAAUGCAAAAACAGGGAGUGGAUGGGCCGCAAUCCUCGGAGCGACGAAGCAGUUUCCACAACUGGUACGUCCGCUGCUCGAAGCCGGGGCCGAUGUAACCAUCACCAACAGUGUUGGAGAGAACGCACUGCAUGGAUGCAGAGACCCAGACGUCGUGCAAAUGCUUGUUGAACUUGGAAACGCCGAAAUAAAUCUUGCUUCAACCGACGAAGGAAUGACGCCUUUUCUCCAGGCUGUCAACAAAAGCGAUGGGCACUCGGCCGAGCUUAUCAAGAAGCUGGCCGAGUUGGGAGCCGACGUCAGAGCUACAGACUACUAUGGCCGUGGAGCUCUUCACCUUUUAUUCAACAGUGGAGCUCACUUUGUAUUCCCCAUUUCCGGCAACAAGCUCAAAAGAUUAGAGGAGGGAAGACUCGAGAUCGUGAAGGCUCUGUUGGACCUUGGCGUUCCCGUGAACUUGCAGGACAACCACGGACAUGUCGCUAUGCAUGGCCUUAUACACUCAUUUCACUCACAUCCGAAAUCCUGGGAUGGCACAUAUGACGGGAUAAUCCGGGCUAUGCUUGCUGCGGGAGCCGACCUCAAUAAACAAGAUUACUUGGGCUUGACGCCGCUUACCCUCCUGGUGCAGAACGCAAGCGGGGAAGAAACCGUCCAGGCAGUGCGUCAGUUUGUUGCGCUUGGUGCCAAUCCACUCAUCGACGACUGCCAUGGACGGAAUCUCUUGCACUACUGCCCUCCUCAAGAAGAGGAACUGAAAGAUUGUUUGAUCGAGAUGGGUUGCAGCCCGGACAAUUGUGACAACGAUGGAAACCCGCUGAAAUGGGAUACUCACCAUGUCAACAAGCAGGGCCGAACACAUCUUCACCUCCUGGCGUCCAGUGAUAGAUGGGCCUUCACAGGCUAUCCUUACACACUUGUUUCUGACACGCUUGCUCCGCUCUCAGAAUAUCCAAACAUCGACUGUGAAGACAACGACGGUAUCAGGCCCCUUCAUCUGAUGUGUAGAAAGGACGAACGGGAGGUCAUGGCUCUCCUCAACGCCGGCGCCAGCCCAACCAAGCCUACCAAGGAGGGCGUGACGCCAAUUCAUGUCGCCGCACGGUUUAAGAAGCCAAACAUCAUCGGCUUGCUGCUCGAGGUCAUCGAGAAACAGAGCGGAAAGGAGGCUGUCGCUCGCCACCUCAACUCGUCAUGGCGGCCGGGCAAACCAAGGCUGUCCCACGGGGUUCCCUCAGCGCUCCAUUUUGCGUGCUGUUCUGGCCUGCCGGAAUCCGUCGCGUUGCUCUUGGAGGCGGGUGCUGAUCCGAACUUGUACAUUGAGCGCUUCCUUACUCCCCUCUACUACUGUACGAAAUACGAGGAGGAAGAGAAGCUAUGGGCGGAAGCGAGGCAAGGCGACCCAUUGUUCCGCCGCGACCCUCACGAGGUGCCGUUCCGCGAUCCAUUUGGAAUUACAUUGAAUGACAAGGCUCGGGUUAUUUAUCGGGAUGAAAAGCUAGUAUCCAACCUUGAUGAGGUGCUCGAUCUGCUGGUUUUACAUGGCGUGAGGCUGGAAACGGGGGCCAACCCGUUCUCCGGGUUGGACGGGGCAAUCAUUGCUAGCGAAGGGCAAGAUUACACCACAGAGUGUUUGUUUAAAUUGAAACAACGUCUGGAAGCAAGCACUGAAAAAACAGACAUUGGUGGUGAAGAUGCCAGGGCAUUACCGCCGGUAGAGGAGUAUGUGGAAAGUCUGAUGAAGGGGUCAAGAUUCGAGAAACUGUCUCUCGCCUAUCCCUUGAUGUCGUCCAUCUACAGACGUUCAGCUACCAAAAAAGCGUUCCGUUUUGCGGAGAAGGAGAAAUCUGAGUCGGAUGAUGUUUUGCAAUUGAUUAAGGAUCAUCAGUGGGACCUGCUUCGACACAUGGCUAGGCACGAUCCCAGCUUCUUCGGGUACAAUGCAUAUGGGAAGUCUCACUUCACGGAACUUAUACGCUCAGGGCUUCACAAGCUAGUUGGAGAGAUGAUCACGAAUGCUAGCUUCGUUGAAAUGGAGGAAAGCCAGGAGAAGUCAGUGCAGGGUGUGCUCUCUGGGAAAGGAGGAACCGAGCCCGGUCAGUACAAUACUGCUCCGGCAUGCCUGUUGAGAGCUUGCCAACGACGGUUGCCGAAUAUGCCAAUGCUCCGGCUGUUGGUUGAAAAGAUGGGUGCCGAUAUUAACGCCCAAAAUGCCGUGUACGCAGGCACCCUGGAGCACCGAGUUUGGAAGAAAGAAUCCAGCGCGCUCCAUGAGCUGGCACGUGGUUCGAGUUGGUGGAAGUAUGCUCAGGGGUUGAAGUAUCUCAUUGAGCGUGGGGCUGAUCUUGAAUUAAGAGACGCGAAAGGAAGAACCCCUCUGCACCUUGCACUGGCAAAUACGAUGACAGCUGCUCGGAUCUUGGUUGAAGCUGGUGCGGAUGUCAACGCAGUGGAUGACUCGGGCAAAACCUGUCUUGCAUACGCUGGCAAAAACCCUGAAGCGAUCAAGCUCCUCGUGAGUCACGGUGCGGUAGUGAAAGCUGUUGAUCUAUUUCAGGCUACUUGGGACCCUAAAAAGGGCGGGAAAAUCAACCUUGAAGCUUUCGAUGCCCUUUGUGCGGCGGUAGACCCAAACAUUCGGCUGUCUAAGGCGGAACUGGAGUCGUUGGAACUGCCUUGGAGCGACCGAGAUUAUUUGGUAGACGAUGAUCAGAUCUACCCACUAUACCUGGCAACCUCUCGCAACCCCGCCGAUGCUCGAGUACGAUACUCCAGUGUUGACCGGCUAGACAUUACGGCGCGUUUCCUGCCUGUUAUCGAGGGCCUUGUUAGAAACGGUGCUGAUCCUUUUGUGACGUACCAGAAACGCCGAAAAGAGGAUUUGAAGGCAGAAAACCCAUCAACAACAGAAGUGACCCUUUUGCACGAUAUAUUGGAGGAGGGAGCGUUGACGGAACCCAUUCUCCUUAUGCCAAAUCUCCUUCUCGAGCGCUGUGACGCAAAGGGGCGCACUCUCUUGUUGGCAGCCUGUCGAAGCCAGAUAGGACCGGACACCAGCAUGGACGCAAUAAACCCAAAAUAUCAAUUUAAACCGUGGCGUUACGCUGCGGACUUGUUCAACAACAAGCCCUCGAUCGUCAAGUUUCUCGUGGAUAAGGGUGCCUGUGUUACGCAGACUGACAAUAAUGGGAUGAAUGCGCUUCACCACAUUCUUGAAGCCAGGUCUGAGGGCGGCCAUGAUACUUUGAGGCUCUUGCUAUCUGUCGCGCCUGAGCUAGCACAGCAGGUCGAUGCUGAUGGUGCAUCGCCCCUGCAGUAUGCGUUGCGGAGGAGCAUCUCUCGCCAAACCCCGGAUACGCGAUCGAUCCGGAUGCUCCUUGACGCAGGAGCUGACCCUUCUCUAUCAGACCCAGCUGGAAACACAGCACUGCAUUUGUUGGGAAUGUGGCUGGCAGACAAAGGGGAAACAGACGAUGUGGCUGAGCAGCCUUGCGAGUUGUUCAAGCGUCUCAUCGCGAGCGGCUUGGACGUCAAUAGUCGUAAUAACAAAGGAGAGACACCCUUGUUUUUAUUCAUGCUAUCUCAAGGUGUAUACCGAGAGUAUUCGAAGAGCAAUAAAGAUGUUGAGCGACAGAGCCAAGCAAUCCGUACGCUCGUUGAUGCUGGGAGCGAUUUAUUCACUACGAACAGCGCAGGUGAUACUCUGCUUCAUGCCGUUGCAGCCAGCAGCAAGGGCCAACAGAUUGGAGAGAUAGGAGAGCUUAUGGUUGCGCGCUUCAAAUGGCUGCUUGAGCAAGGAUUGAAUCCGACAAUAGAGAAUGUUAGGCAUCAGACCUGCCUAGACGUGGCAGCAGCCAACGAAAAUGACGCGAUCUUGAAGCUUUUUGAAAGGAAGCAAUGA